AUGGCGCUGCAGGAGGCGGCGCGGGCGAUCGACGGGACGACGCCAGCGGCGCUUGCGGCGCUCGCCGCGGGUCUUGACGAGGCGAGCACUGCCGAGCUUGCGGAUAUGGCGAUCGCUGCGGCGCGCUUCGUCCCGGCGACCGACGCGGCGACGCGCAGCAUGGACCUCGACGCGGUCCUUGCUCCGCCGGUACACGAUGCGUGGUGCACACGCGAGGCAGCGCACGAGGCUCGGAUCCUUCUCGAGCGCAUCCCGGCGUGCGAAGACGUCGUCGCACACGUCCUCGAGACGUACAUCCGGCCCAUCUUUCGCAAGGCUGCCGAGCGCGCGCGUGUCCAGGCGAGUGGACGUGCCGUCCCAGGCGCACGGCAUCCGGUUUGGGACGAUGACGUCGAGACAUGGGAUGAUGCGCAGAUCGUCGGUGGCCACCCCGCACGCGGCGCGCCGAAUGUGCUCGCAUGGUGCGUCGCUACGCUCGGCCGCACCGAUGCCGGCGCGUGGGAGCGACUGUGGCCGCACCUUGUUCCCCCGAUCAUGGUGCUCCUCGACGCGCCUGGCGCGCGUGCGAAGCUGCUCGGCGCGUGCGUCGCAGGCAACCUAUUGGACCCCCAGGCACCAGCGAGCGUCCCAGCCUCGCUCUUGCACCGCACUGGCCUCGCGGCGCUGCUGGGCGACGCGCUCACCAGUGCGCUGCACCAUAUGACCGACGCCGAAUACGGCGCACCGCUGCUUAGUGCCGCGAUCCGCGCACGCCGCGGCCUCGCGACGAUAUUGUACCCCGACGUGGACGCGACAGCCGACGCGUUUGACGCGCAUGCACGCCUCUUUUCCGAAGGCGUGCUCGCCGCGCUAUCGUACUGUGCCCCACCCUCGGCCUCGGCACCCGCGCAGCGUGCAUCACCCGGCACUGCACUCGGCUCGGCGCGCCUGCAGCAGGCGCUGGCCGGCACGGCGGCGCGGUGGGCCCUUGUUCUGUGCACGGACCUCGGCACGCCCGUGCUGCGGUUCUGGAACGCGUAUAUGGACUGGGCGACUGGGUGGCUGUCGCAGGCCUUUGCCGGGUGCGAGUCGCUUGCGUGCCCCCCCCGCCGCGGCCUUUCCGAGGUGGUCACUGAGAUCACCGAAGGCGAGCAAGGCGAGCAAGAGGUGAUCGACGCGCCGGACUGGGCGACGGCCGGCGCGGUGCUUGUCGCGAGCGUCGAGGCGUGCGUACGUAGCGCAUGCACGCUCACGCACCUUGCAGCGCAGGCCGACCGUGAGCAGCAGACGGUCGCGACGCUGCGGCUCCCUGCGCAGCUGCCCGGCCUCGCGGCAUGGAGCGAGCAGCUGGUCUGUGCAUCGGCGCGGUGCUAUGUGCGCCUUUCCGAGCUCUCGUUAGAUGCCAAUGCGGCGGCUUCCGUGGCAUCGCUCAAGGAUGCGCUGCACGCGCUGUGCACCGCGCUCCUCGCUGCGGAUCCUAUAUUGACUACGGCGCUCGGCGCACUCCACAGCGAGCCGCGCCUGCGGCCGCUCUUUACCACGUGA
Malassezia japonica is the source of this 1524-nucleotide messenger RNA. RefSeq lists its product as uncharacterized. The transcript has 3 exons. Gene Ontology annotation, cellular component: cytosol; TTT Hsp90 cochaperone complex; nucleus. The record is from RefSeq and is a predicted model, not a curated record. NCBI's taxonomy places the organism in Eukaryota, Fungi, Basidiomycota, Malasseziomycetes, Malasseziales, Malasseziaceae. Bases 1 to 1524 code for a protein of 507 amino acids.